Molecule: messenger RNA, 2719 nt
Organism: Phyllostomus discolor (pale spear-nosed bat)
Lineage: Eukaryota; Metazoa; Chordata; Mammalia; Chiroptera; Phyllostomidae
Gene: NSMCE2
Product: NSE2 (MMS21) homolog, SMC5-SMC6 complex SUMO ligase
Exons: 7
Coding region: 138-881 (247 amino acids)
Biological process (GO): double-strand break repair via homologous recombination; protein sumoylation
Cellular component (GO): nucleus; Smc5-Smc6 complex
Molecular function (GO): SUMO ligase activity; zinc ion binding
Source: RefSeq, a predicted model, not a curated record
CGGCUGAUGACGUUCGAGCCCGCGCUCGCAGUUUCUGCAACCGGGGAACAGAGUUGAGGAAGGCGCGGUGGUCCGACGGUGGGAAGUCACGGUGCGGUCGGGCGGAGCUGCGUCGGGCGGCAGGUAAUAAUUUCAAGAUGCCUGGACGUUCCAGUUCAAAUUCAGGCUCAACUGGUUUUAUAUCCUUCAGCGGCAUAGAAUCUGCUCUCUCCUCCUUAAAAAACUUCCAGAACUGCAUCAACACUGGGAUGGACACAGCUUCCAGUGUUGCUCUGGACCUUGUGGAAACUCAGACUGAAGUGAGUAGUGAAUACAGCAUGGAUAAGGCGAUGGUUGAAUUUGUUAUGAUGGACCGGGAACUAAACCAUUAUGUAAAGGCUGUUCAGUCCAUGAUAAAUCACGUAAAAGAAGAACGUCCAGAAAAUAUACCAGAUCUGAAAUUAUUAGUGGAGAUGAAGUUCUUGGCUUUACAGAAUAAGAAUUCUGAUGCAGACUUUCAAAAUAAUGAAAAAUUUGUACAGUUCAAACAACAGCUGAAAGAACUGAAGAAGCAAUAUGGUCUGCAGGCAGAACGAGAGGCCGAGGGCACAGAAGGAGUGGAUGAGGACAUGAUCGUGACCCAGAGUCAGACCAACUUCAUCUGCCCCAUUACGCAGCUGGAAAUGAAGAAGCCAGUGAAAAAUAGAGUGUGUGGCCACAUCUACGAAGAGGAAGCCAUCGUUCGCAUGAUCGAGUCUAAGCACAAACGGAAGAAAAAGGCCUGUUGCCCUAAAAUCGGCUGCAGCCACACGGACGUGAGAAUGAGCGACCUGGUCCAGGAGGAGGUGCUCAGGAGGGCGAUCGAGAGCCACCACAAGAAGAGACACCGCGAGUCCGAGUAGGAAGGACCCGCCUCCCCGCAGGGAGCCCUCAGCAGCCUACCUCCUGCCCCGGCCGCCUGGAGAGAGCGCGCCGUCCGGGCGCUCGGACCGGCUGCACUGCAUGCCUCGUUUGGGGUAACGCUCGAAGGUUUUAAGUGUCACCGAAAGCAUUUUUCUAUGUUACAAUAAAAACUCAAGGAAAGCCUAUUGUUGAUUUUCAAGCAUUCUGUAACUUAAAAUAAAACUCGGACUCUCCGCAGCUGUCCUGCCGGCGCGCCGCCCGCGCUGCGCCCUGCUCCCUGGUGCAGGCUGGGGCGCCCGGCCUGCCCGUGUCUCCCGCUCCAGACUGUUUGUAUCUGUGUUGUCGUUCCAACCGAGCCGUGUCUUUCGAGGGAUAUUUGAAAUGGAAACACGUAGAAACACCCCAGUUGCAAGCGUUUUCUGCCAGCACAGUGAGUGACAGCGUGAGGCGAGAAAGUGAAGCCAGUUUAUCACCCAUAAAGGGUCACGUUGUCUAGUGACUAGUGACAGUUGCAAACAGGGAGGAGCUGUUCGCUGUCGCUCCGGCUGCACAGGAUGCCGUGCAGCGGGCCGGUCUGGGCCGUGGCCGCUGCUGCCCGCCCCCCGCCCCCCGCCCCCCGCCCCCGGCUCUGCACUGUUGUCCGUGGGAAGCCACCACGUCUCGACUGUUCUCUGCCUUGCCCGGUGGCUCUCCGCGAGUGGCUUCCUCCCCACCCAGGACCUUGGGGUCUCCACCACAAAGCAAAGGUGCUGAGCCAGCCAUUCUCUGAUGCCCCCUCGGCCCCCAAAGGCCCCCAAAGGCGGCGGCCUGACAGCCAGCAGUCUGUAAACUGAAUCUCGUUGGUUAUAUUCUAAUUGUGUGAAGGGUGCUAACCUGUUAAUAGUCUUCAUAGCACCCUUUCACCAACUAGAAUAUUCAACGAAACCAACCUCAUAUCCUGAAUACAUUCGGAAACCAAGAGUAGAGAAUAAUUUAUUGAGCACUGACUGUAUACCAGGUGCUAUUCCAGCUUACACAUGUAUUAACUCCUGUAAUUGCUUGAUGAGUGUGCUACAGUUACUGUUCCCACUUUCCAGAUGAGUAAACUGAGGCCCAGUGAAGGGAGUAACCCGUGGACAUUCAUAGAGCCAGUGGGUGGCUGAGCUGGGACAGGAAGUUAGCUUGUCUGGUCUCCAAGUCUGCAUCCUUAAUUCCAUGUUCCCCUCCUCCCUGCUGAUUUCUGGAGAAUCUCAAAAUACAUUCAAAGUCCACCUUUAAAAACCGAACCCUUUGUGAACAAGCGUAGACAUGUGCGCAAAGCAUGUCCAUUUAAAUGCAGAAAACCACUGAGUUUGACAUCUGAGAGGCAGUGACCGCUGCAGACCAACAACAUUUCCGUUGAAAAACCUGGUCUGGAAAGGGCAGCGUGAAUUUUGAAAACAUUUUCAUGGAAUUCAGAGAGUAGUGUGACAUUCCGUUGCUACAAGCUAAGUGAUUUUGAAUUUCUUAAGAUGCUUUAUCUGAAUCAGGCGUCCUGAGGAAAUGAUUAAGUUGAAGCCAGAACAAACAUACUUUUCAUGGAAUGCGGUUCUUUUGUGAAAUGGUUUGUUUCCUAAACAGAGAGAGCCCAGCAUGAAAUGUCCGUGCAAGAUUCGAGUUGCACUUUUCCCCAAGUCUUUCUAAAGAGAAUGCAAGAUAUUAGUGGAGAUACCGGUGUCCGAUUGGAAAAUGCCAAAUGACCGUAUUCAGCUAUGGAAAAAGUAUAGCAUGUAUAUCUUGUGAAACUUUUGCCUUUUUUGAGUCUCCGGAAACUAUGUUUUGUAUAUUUGUCUCUCCAAUUAAAGAAUGUGAAGUUUUA